AUGAAUCUUCGACAAGACUUCAACGAGGAUACUGAACAAGCCCUAGGACCAGCUCUCUUCUCUUUCAACUCUUUGACGACCUUGUGCGAAGAUGAAACCAUAAAGAAACAUGGCAGCGAUGCCAAAGCCACGCCCUCAACAUCGGAAUCUAGACUACACGAAAGCAGUGACGGAAGCAUCUCUACAUACUCACCUGUGACUUGGGAUGGGCCGGAAGACUCAGAAAAUCCCAAGAACUGGAACCGAAGACAGAAAUGGACAACAUCUUUGAUCAUAUCAUCGUUCGCGUUCCUAUCUCCCCUGUCCUCAUCGAUAGCCGCCCCAGCUCUAAGACCGAUCAGCCACGACCUGCACAUCACCAAUGAGGUAGAGCGGCAAUUAGUGCUCUCAAUAUUUCUCCUCACAUACGCACUAGGACCUUUCGUAUUGUCUCCUUGCUCGGAGAUAUGGGGUCGAACCCCCAUUGUACGAGUUGGGAAUUUGAUGUUCAUUGUCUCGACUGCCCUUUGCGGGUUUGCAGCAUCAAAGGAGCAGAUCCUGAUCUUUCGCUUCCUUGCUGGAAUAGGCGGCAGUGCGACUAUAGGGAUGGGCAGUGGCGUACUAGCUGACUGCUGGAAGCCAGAGGAGAGAGGGAAGGGAAUUGCAUUCAUGCAAUUCGCCCCCGUUUUAGGACUCGCAGUCGGCCCUAUCGCGGGUGGAUAUAUCUCUCAAUACGCUACCUGGCGAUGGACCUUUUGGACCGUGGUAAUCUUGAACUUCACGGUGCAAGUCAUUGCCUUUAUCUUUCUUAGAGAGACAUACGCCCCACGACUUUUGCACCUGAAGGCCAAGCGACUGCGUAAGCUCUACAACGAUGCGUCCAUUAAAACGGAGUGGGAAAAGCAGGAGCGCACACUCGCUGUCAUCCUCAGGACCAGCCUAUCUCGCCCAUGGAUCAUGCUCGCUACUCAGCCCAUUAUACAAAGCCUCGCGCUCUAUCAGGCGUUCAAUUUUGGACUACUAUAUCUCAUAAUAUCUAGCUUUCCGAGACUGUGGGAGCAUUACUAUGGCAUGCACAAAGGGCAAGCGAGCCUGAACUACAUCUCUAUUGCCGUCGGAGCAUUGAUCGGUGUUCUGAUCUCCGCCCCAACAAUGGACAUGAUUUAUCAAAGACUCAAACGACGUUGA
Colletotrichum tamarilloi is the source of this 1167-nucleotide messenger RNA. RefSeq names its product major facilitator superfamily transporter. Gene Ontology annotation, molecular function: transmembrane transporter activity. Gene Ontology annotation, biological process: transmembrane transport. The record is from RefSeq and is a predicted model, not a curated record. The transcript has 5 exons. NCBI's taxonomy places the organism in Eukaryota, Fungi, Ascomycota, Sordariomycetes, Glomerellales, Glomerellaceae. The coding region runs from base 1 to 1167 and encodes 388 amino acids.